GCAAGUUGCGCUUUUCCGGUUAUCACCUUGGGACGAAGCGGCUCAUGUCACGGUUCCGGAAAAACUUUUGUUUACCUUCACCUUCGGCAUCAUUCGCGCGCGCUUUUAUUAUAGUUAGUCAGUAGUGAAUAAUUCAGCUUUUCCUUUAAACCACUAGAAAUCGUUAGAGGGUGUUGUGCUUUGUUUGUGUUUCGGUGUUGCGCGUGGGUAUCGUUCAGUUUUUCCGGUCGGCUAAUCCCUUGUAAGGUUUGUGGGGCAAAAAUAAUUGAGCGUUAAAGGGCAGCCUAAACAGCCUACAAAAUUUGACAUUUGACGAUGUGGAUAUUCUGCAGGGGAUGAAUUCCACCAGAGGUUAACUGUAGCUGACCAACGAAGUACCGAUUUUUUUUAAUCUAAUCAUUGAAAAGCCAAAGAGAUAGAAAAAGAAAAUAUGAUUUUUUAAAUAUCCAAGACCUAAUACAAAAGUGAUAGUAGAAUACAGAAGAUGUGAUAGAGCUCAAGAAGGUCACCAAGGUUCAACGACUUUUCCAUUCCACGAGCCUCCAGAGAUAUUUCUACUGAACUUUUAGUUGUGCGUAUCAUCAUGCCUUCAAUUUUACUAAAAAUCUUAUAAGUUACGAUUUUUUAAUAUGAUAUAAAGUGUUCGUUCAAUCAUCCCCAAGUUAAAUUGGUUCACCGAAUGAAGAGUGAACACAAGUGUUAGUCAUUUCAAUCACAAUUUGCGUUAAGUGGAAAAAAGGCAGCUCAACUUCGUUACGGCUAUAAAAGUGAUAAGUUUCAAGUCUAUUGAUAAAUCUCGUGGCAUCCUCAGAAAAAUCAUGAAUCACACCUAAAGUGUUCAACUAACCGCCAAUCGGUAUAGUGCAGUGCGACCAACGACGUUUGAUCAUCAUCGAAACAGCGGAAGGCAGAAUUUGUGGCAUUUUUCUGUCGAGCUCCGGGGGAAGUUAUCGCAGUGCCGUUUGGAUGCUUCACGCUGGAUUAAUGGUGCAAAGGCAGCACUUCAAGACGCUCAUGGAAACAAACUCGGGGACCAAUGAAGUUCCCGAGGCAUAUGAAUAUGGAUACGGGAGCAACGGAAGCAAUCCAUACCAUCAGCAGCAGCAAACCUCCCCAACACACAGUCCAACCGGACGGGGGAGUCCUUUGGCUCAGCAAGGGGAUGCCGUCAUGAUCAAAAUAGACGUCCCCAUACCGCUAAGGGAUGAGCAACGGUUUCCGAAAGAAAUAUGGAAAACGUGUGUGGCGUUGUUUGUUCUAGUCUGCAAUUUCUUCCUGGCCACGGUAUCGCUAGCGAUGGUCCACGAUCGAGUACCUGAUCGCGAUCGAUAUGGCCCGCUGCCCGAUGUGGUACUGGAGAACAUACCGCAGCAGGGCUGGGCCCUCGAUGUAAGCGAAAUUCUCAUCAUGGUUGUGGUAAACUCGUGUGUGGUGCUGAUCACUUUCCACAAACACAGGUUCAUAGUGAUGCGACGGAUAUUCCUGCUGAUGUCCAUAUUAUAUUUUAUGCGCUCGAUCACUAUGUACGUGACGGUACUGCCAAUUUCGAACACCAACUACUACUGCAGUCCGAAAGCAAAUGUAACGACCCCGCUGGUGAUCGUGAAGCGCGCCUUCCAGCUCAUUUCCGGCUUCGGGCUGUCGAUCAACGGCAAGCACACCUAUUGCGGGGACUACAUCUACAGUGGCCACACCGUCACGCUGGUGAUGGGUUAUCUGAUUAUCGCCGAGUAUUCGCCAAAGAAGUUUUGGAUCCUACACUGGUUGGCGUGGUGCGCCAGUUUGACCGGGGUGACGAUGGUUCUGCUCGCUCACGGCCACUACACCGUGGACGUGUUAAUUGCGUACUACGUGACGACACGGCUCUUCUGGACCUACCAUACGCUGGCGAAUAACAGUUUACUGUUGAAGCAAAACGGCAACAACUACAUCGGCCGCGAGUGGUGGUUCUUCAUUUUCCGUUAUUUCGAAAAGAACGUGCGAGGUCCGGUACCGCUGCAAUACAACUGUCCAUUCCCCAUCCCGUGGUCCAAGAAAGUGCCAAAGUUGCCGAGUCGGGACAGCUGAUGGCCCAGGGACAUUUCGAGGAGCUGCGACGAACCCAGUAACAGUAACAAUAACAGCACGCAUUGUGUCGACACCACUACAACAUCGAAGCACUAAACACUGUGCACAUAUUUAUUUACAAGAAAAUAAUGGCCUUUAUACCGCCAUCCAAACAACAACGGUUAAUGACGAAUUGACGAGGACCUGCUCCAUGGUCCGGAACCAAGUUACAGCGAAUGAUCAGCGAGGGAAGUUUCUUCAGAUGCCAGGCUUAUACAAAACAAAAAACGAUGUAGCAAAUCCAAACGCAUAAGACUUGAUAAACCUUUUUGUUUAGAGUUUAGAGAGAAAAUUAGGAACAAAAAAUAUGUUAAUAUUAUUUUAAGCUGUAGUGAAAGUUUAGAAACAAUGAAUAGUUUUGUUUUAACUUGGUACAUGUGUCGUAACAGAAACUGAACAUUGCUUUUCUGAAAACUGUCGGUUUGUUGAGAAUAAGUUUAUUUAUGACGUAGUUUUUGAUACACUUAUUACACGAUAGUACCAAUUAAAGUGAACCUGGCUAGUUCUAGUCAGCCUUUAAGAAUUAGUCGUUAAACAUAAGAAUAGAAACAACACAAAAUAUAACUACCGAAUCCCCCCGAUGAAAAAAUUAACUGUGGCAAAAACAAAACUAUCAGAAACUGCCUUCUACUUCAUCCACCUUGAUUUAUACAAAUUGGCAACUGUAAAAAAAAGUCAAGAACAUAAGGUCAAAAUUAAUAACAAUCCUUUAAGAUUUGAACUGAUUCGAGUAGGUUUUUACUUUCAUGUAGUAGUAAUAGAGAAAUUGGAGAUAAACCUAAAUAAUUUGUUCCAAAGAUCAAACAUUCGUGACGUGAAAUUGUUUUUAAUUUUUGCUAAACUUCAUAAACUACCUAGGUACCUACCUAUUACCUGAUAAUGAUCUAGAGAUUGCCAAAAUUACCAGCUUGGGAUUGGAGUCCGAAAAAAAACGGUUCGCAUCAGUCCUUAGCUGGUGUGAAAUUUGUUUUUUUAACCAAAUGUACCAGUUAUUCUUUGGAGUGCCUUAGAGAGGAUAAAUCGGCGGCUAUAAGACAAUAUUGUGAACAAUUACCUAUAUGGAAUAAAAUUU
Uranotaenia lowii is the source of this 3178-nucleotide messenger RNA. Its product is annotated as phosphatidylcholine:ceramide cholinephosphotransferase 1-like. Gene Ontology annotation, molecular function: ceramide cholinephosphotransferase activity; sphingomyelin synthase activity. NCBI's taxonomy places the organism in Eukaryota, Metazoa, Arthropoda, Insecta, Diptera, Culicidae. The record is from RefSeq and is a predicted model, not a curated record. The transcript has 5 exons. The coding region runs from base 967 to 2067 and encodes 366 amino acids. Gene Ontology annotation, biological process: ceramide biosynthetic process; sphingomyelin biosynthetic process. Gene Ontology annotation, cellular component: endoplasmic reticulum membrane; Golgi membrane.